CAAACUAUACAUAAGAAUCCAAUCAUACGUUCCCCAUUUCCUCCUUCCUCUUCAACUUCCAAGGCUUCAACAGUCUCGUCCCAUCUCUUUCUCUUUCUACCCUGCAAGUUUCUCUCUCUAAAAAUCUCCCACCAUGUCGACCUCCGCCCCGACCCUCAACUUCUGCGGCGUCCUCUCCGAAUCGAAGCGCAUCAUCAACGCCCACUCCCGCCACUUCCUGGCCCUCUCCGUCCUCUUCAUCCUCCCUCUCUCUUUCUCUCUCAUCAUGUACCCAACCCUCGAACAAACCCUCUUCCAAUCCUCUCCCAGGAACUCCAAACUCCUCCUCCAAUUCACUGACUCGCACACCUCCCACCAUAACCUCCAAACCCUAGCCUUCCCUCUCCUCUACACCCUCUUCCUCUUUCUCUUCUCUCUCUUCGCCCUCGCCUCAAUCACCUACAGCACCUUCCACGGAUUCUACGGCAGACCCGUCAAAAUCGCCUCCGCUAUCAAAUCCCUCUUCUACUCUUUCCUACCCCUAUUGGCCACAUCGUUUGUUUCACAUAUGGUGAUCGGUUUGAUUUGUGCUGGGUUUGCUCUUGUAGUGUUUUCUAUGAUCAAAGGGGUUGAAUUUCUAGGGUUUGAGAUUGAUUACGAUUCGAAUUACUUUGCUGGGGUUUAUGUUGUGGCUUUGAUUUUUUAUUUGGUGGUGUUGGUGUAUUUACAAGUGAAUUGGGCAUUGGCGUUUGUGAUUGUGGUUGUGGAAUCGAAAUGGGGGUUGGAGCCGUUGCGGCGGAGCACGUAUUUGGUGAGGGGGAUGAGAGGGGUGUCGUUGUCGUUGUUCUUGUUUUUCGGUGCUUUGAUUGGGGUUCUGGUGUGGAGCAGUGCGGUGUCGGCUGCGGCGAAUUUGAGUGGUGUUACUGAUGGGUGGAAGAGUUGGGCGUUCAUUGGUCAGAUUGUGGUGAGUUCGAGUUUUCUGACUAUGGCAAUGCUUCACAAUGUGGCUGCAAACACUGUGUUGUACAUGUAUUGUAAGGCCAUUCAUGGUGAAUUGGCUUGGGAGAUUGCGGAGGAGUUUGCUCGAGACUAUAUUAGCUUGCCUUUCGAUGAUGAGAAGGUUCCUCAUGUUGUCUCUGUUGUUCAAGCUUAAUAAGGUUUGAGGUUAGUAGUGGGCUUGUCAUGUCUCUACUUUUAGUUUGUGGUUUGUUGGGCGUUGUUUGCUUAUGUAUUGCUGUUUUUACUCUGUGUAUAAUAACAAAGAAAUGUGAUGAUGACGAAUCCGAGACUUGUAGAUACUACUGGAUUGUCAAUUUAAUUUUUGUUAAAGCUUGAUGAUGCUUUUGAAUGAAAAGGAUUCUUAUUAUGUUA
Cornus florida is the source of this 1350-nucleotide messenger RNA. RefSeq lists its product as uncharacterized. NCBI's taxonomy places the organism in Eukaryota, Viridiplantae, Streptophyta, Magnoliopsida, Cornales, Cornaceae. The coding region runs from base 134 to 1132 and encodes 332 amino acids. The transcript has a single exon. The record is from RefSeq and is a predicted model, not a curated record.